AUGCAACGGCCAAUCCACUGGGCGCGUCAGGCGAUUGUGAGUUCCCAACCCCCAGUCAAACCGCGGCCGAAGUGCAAUCUGGCGCAGCAGGAACAGAGACAUCACCACAACAACAGUCAUCUCCGGCGAAACCCCAGCAAGAAGGCAGUGCGGCAGGAGCCCGUGCGGGGAAUGGAGCCUCCACUGCUGUUGGGGAGCAGCCGGGCACCGCGGCGGGCCCCACCGGAAGUCGGGAACCAUCGACGGGAGGCCCUCGGGAAACUGCAACGCCAUCGGUUGACACUGCGGCUUCGUCAACACAGACGGCAGGGGAGAGGGCAGCAGAUGGAACGAAGACGACGACCACCCGAAGUCCGAGUGCUGGGAGCAACGCGGACAUGA
This is a messenger RNA of Trypanosoma conorhini, 381 nucleotides long. RefSeq lists its product as uncharacterized. Lineage: Eukaryota; Euglenozoa; Kinetoplastea; Trypanosomatida; Trypanosomatidae. The coding region runs from base 1 to 381 and encodes 126 amino acids. The transcript has a single exon. The record is from RefSeq and is a predicted model, not a curated record.